AUGACAAUGGGAGCUCCAGCGUGGGGUUCUCGCGGUGGUGGCGGCGACCGUCCCCGGCUGCUGCGCAUGACACCGCUGCGACAUAGCUUCGCAGCGCCCGCGUCGCCGCCCGCGCCUCCCCCGCGUGCUCACGACUACGCCUCCGACGCCGACACCAACAAGAAAGAAGAGGGAUGGAACGCUAAUCUGUCUCAAAGAUGGCGGAAACUACGUCGACGAUGUUCACGAUUGCGACCGGGAUCUGGCAACCGUGAGCCGAGCCCAGUGCGCUGCUCACCGUCACCACCGAGGCCUCCAACACACUGCUCCCCUGCACCACCUUCAAAACUGUCAUUCCGACAUCGAGGAAAAGUGUACACAACUGCGUCCCUUCGUGUGACUAGCGGUGCCCCAGAUUUACUUCGUGCGUUGGGAAAACUUGGCGGUGGACUCCGGCGACGAGCACUGUCUGCUCAUGACGUAUUAGCUCCACCCCAGCAACAACCAUCUACUUUCUAUGUUCCUAGUCCUACUGCAACAAGGCAUCCGCCGUCACCCUCCCCGACUCGCCAGUCAGCAUCAGUUCGAAGACGGUGUAGUUCACCAAACGUUUACAGAGCAGCCAAAGAUUCUGCAACAUCUAGAGACCGCGCGCCUCUUAUUAGUCAAGAAGACGAAAGUCGAGAUGUAGUUGAUUAUAAUUAUGUGCCUGAAAGGAGGAAAAACAGUUCAGAGGGACGAAGUCGUCGACCCUACAGUGAAAAUGUAGAAUUAGAUGUCCCUUAUAGAAAUGGAUACAAUCGGCUACCCUGUGAUGCUUCUCAGAGGUUAUGGGAAGAACCUUAUAGAUUGCCGCGGGUUCAGUCCAGGCAGGACUCGAUGACCCAGUUGAGGAAUGGUGUUGCUGAGUUACGUGUUAGUGCGACUCCAAGAUCAGCACGCCCGCCUCCCGCACCACCUGCCGCUACUCAGCCAGGGAAGCGACCACCUGCUCCUGAACCUCGAGAUACACACACUUUUGAGGUGCGGUUCACAAAGUCAGCUGGCGGGAAAGGUCUCGGGUUUAGCAUCGUAGGUGGCCGGGACUCACCGCGUGGUGACAUGGGCAUUUUUGUGAAAACUAUUUUCAAUAAUGGCCAAGCUGCUGAAUCUGUACUAAGAGAAGGUGAUGAAAUCCUGUCAGUAAACGGACGCUGCACGGCAGGGUUGACACAUGGAGAGGCGAUUCGUCUAUUCAAGGAUGUCCGUGCAGGACCCGUGCUGCUGCGGGUGACGCGUCGUCCUCCUCGCUGA
Messenger RNA from Spodoptera littoralis (African cotton leafworm), 1272 nucleotides. The record is from the annotation of a GenBank genome assembly. NCBI's taxonomy places the organism in Eukaryota, Metazoa, Arthropoda, Insecta, Lepidoptera, Noctuidae.